Messenger RNA from Oppiella nova, 3749 nucleotides. Lineage: Eukaryota; Metazoa; Arthropoda; Arachnida; Sarcoptiformes; Oppiidae. The record is from the annotation of a GenBank genome assembly.
AUGUCUAAAACCGAAGACUUGAUAAAUGCCUUAAAGUCGAGAAUCCUUGUAAUCGACGGCGCGAUGGGAACUAUGAUUCAAAGACACAAAUUAGGCGAAGCGGACUACAGGGGCGACGAGUUCACGGCUCACCCGAAGCCUCUUAAAGGCAACAACGAUAUCCUGUCGCUCACGAAACCUAACAUUAUAUACAGCAUUCACUUCGAGUACUUGAAGGCCGGGGCCGAUAUUCUCGAGACCAACACAUUCAGCGCUACAACCAUCGCACAGGCCGACUAUGAGUGCCAGCAUUUGGUGUACAGACUGAACAAAGAGUCGGCGCUAAUCGCACGGCGCGCUUGCGAUGACUACGAGAAGCAGUUCGGGGGGUCGAAGUUUGUGGCCGGUUCUCUCGGGCCAACCAAUAAAACGCUGUCGAUAUCACCGCAGGUCGAGAACCCAGCCUUUCGUAACAUAACAUGGGAUGAGUUGGUGACGGCUUAUAGGGAACAGACUAUGGGUUUACUGGAAGGCGGUGUUAAUCUGAUACUCAUUGAGACAAUCAUAGACACGGCUAAUUCAAAGGCGGCCCUAUUUGCCGUUCACUCCAUAUUUGAUGAGUUUCCACACUUCAAAGUCCCAAUCUUUGUCUCGGGAACCAUAGUCGACAAAAGUGGUCGAACCCUAUCGGGACAGACGGGCGAAGCGUUUAUUGUUAGCAUAUCUCACGGCCAGCCCUUAGCUAUUGGCCUCAACUGUGCGUUGGGCGCGGGAGAGAUGAAAGUAUUCAUUGAAAAUAUGAGUAAAUUCGCGGAAAACAAUUACAUACUGUGCUAUCCAAACGCGGGAAUUCCUAACGUCUUCGGCGAGUACGACGAGACGCCCGAAGAUAUGAAUAAACACAUCAAACGGUUCGCUGAGGACGGGUUGGUUAACAUAGUGGGCGGUUGUUGUGGUACAACACCAGAUCAUAUCAGACUGUUCGCUCAGUCUGUGAAAGGGCUGACACCCAGACCUGUUAAGACACACGUGGAGGAGAAGUUCUAUUUGUCUGGUUUAGAACCGUUUGUGGUGACAAAGGACUCGUUGUUCAUCAAUAUAGGCGAGAGGUGUAACGUCGCCGGCAGUAAACUAUUCGCUCGACUCAUACGUCAGGCGAAGUAUAGUCAGGCGCUGGAGAUCGCCAAAACUCAGGUGGAAAAUGGAGCCCAAGUGUUGGACAUCAAUAUGGAUGAGGGAAUGUUGGACAGCAAGAAAGAGAUGACACAUUUCCUCAAUCUGAUUGCCACCGAACCCGAGAUAUGCAAAGUCCCGCUUUGUAUCGAUUCGUCCAACUUUGCGGUCAUAGAGUCGGGGUUGAAGUGCUGUCAGGGAAAGUGUAUCGUCAACUCAAUCAGUCUGAAGGAAGGGGAGGACGAGUUUGUGAGGAAAGCCAAACUCAUUCAACGAUUCGGAGCGGCAGUUGUGGUGAUGGCCUUCGAUGAGACGGGACAGGCGGCCGAUGAGGAGACUAAAGUGAAGAUAUGCCGCAGGAGUUAUGAUAUACUGGUCGGCCCUCGAGUUAACUUCAAUAGGAAUGACAUUAUAUUUGAUCCAAAUAUACUGACCAUCGCAACGGGUAUGGAUGAGCACAACGAGUACGGCAUCGACUUUAUAAACGCCACCAAAAGGAUAAAGGAGUCGUGUAUUGGCGCGAAAGUGAGUGGCGGUGUGUCUAACCUGUCGUUUUCAUUCAGAGGGAUGGAAAAGAUCAGAGAAGCCAUGCAUUCAGUGUUCUUAUACCACGCCAUCAAAGCUGGUCUUACGAUGGGUAUUGUGAACGCCGGCUGUUUGCCACUCUAUACAGACAUUGAGAAGAAUUUGCUGGAAAUGUGCGAAAAUCUCAUCUGGAACCGCGAUCCUAACGGUACGGAAAAGCUCUUAGAAUACGCGCAGACAGUCGGCAAGACCAGCAAAUCUGAUGUAGAAGUCGAGGACUGGAGGCGACAAGCGGUUGAGGAGCGCCUCUCGCACUCAAUCGUCAAAGGAAUCGAUGUUCACAUUGAGAAAGACGUGGAAGAAUGUCGACAGAAUACAGGUGCCUAUCCCAGGCCUCUGCACAUAAUAGAGGGUCCACUUAUGAAUGGCAUUUCUAUUGUGGGAGAUCUGUUCGGUGAGGGAAAGAUGUUUUUGCCGCAAGUGAUCAAAUCGGCGCGAGUUAUGAAGAAAGCUGUCGCGCAUUUGAUUCCCUUCAUGGAGAAGGAGAAGUUGGAGUCGGGAGGUGUAGGUCAGAGUCACGCCGGCGUUAUAGUGUUAGCCACAGUCAAGGGUGAUGUGCACGACAUCGGCAAGAAUAUAGUGGGAGUAGUGUUGGGCUGUAAUAACUAUAAAGUGAUCGAUUUGGGUGUUAUGACGCCCUGCGAUCGGAUCAUCGAAACGGCGAUUCAAGAAAACGCUGACCUCAUAGGUCUUAGUGGUCUCAUCACCCCAUCCCUCGACGAAAUGAUUUUUGUGGCCAAAGAGCUCCAGAGGCAGGGAUUGAAGAUUCCGCUUCUGAUAGGAGGUGCGACCACUUCUAAGAAACAUACGGCCGUUAAGAUAGCGCCUCGUUAUACGGAACCCACUGUUCAUGUGUUGGACGCCUCCAAGAGUGUUGUCGUCUGUUCCCGUCUUUUGGAUAAGAAGUUGAGGGAAGACUUCUUGGAGGACCUGAACGAUGAUUACGAUUUGAUGCGUGAAGACCAUUACGAAUCACUCAGAGACAGAUCUUACCUCUCCAUAGAAAAGGCUCGUAAGAAGAAGUUGUGCAUCGAUUUCACUAAAUCAGACAUUAAAGCGCCGACAUUUGUGGGCACAAAAGUGUUCAAAGAGUAUGAUCUGAGAAAAUUAGUCCAUUAUAUCGAUUGGAAGCCAUUCUUCGACGUCUGGCAAUUGAGAGGAAAGUAUCCAAACCGUGGAUUUCCCAAACUCUUUAACGACGAAACAGUUGGCGCUGAAGCUAAGAGAGUGUACGACGAGGCGCUCAAACUAAUUGAUGAGAUAAUAGACCAGAAACUGUUGACAGCGACCGGAAUCAUUGGCUUCUAUAAGGCCAACACUAUUAGUGACGAUGUGAUCCAAUUAAUGGAUGAAAACGGCAAACCUGUGGCCACUUUCCACGGUCUGAGACAACAGGCCGAGAAGGACUCGCACGACGACUCUCCCUACCUAUCGCUCGCCGAUUUCGUAGCGCCGAUCAAGAGUGGUGUCACCGACUAUAUGGGUCUGUUUGUGGUGAGCGCCGGCUUCGGCUGCCAAGAGAUGUGCGACCGGUUUAAGAGAGAACACGACGACUACAAAGACAUUAUGACGAAAGCAAUCGCCGAUCGAUUCGCUGAGGCGUUCGCUGAAGAGCUCCACGAAAGAGUGCGCAAAGAGUUGUGGGGAUAUAGUCGUGAGGAACAGUUGGAUGCAAACGAUUUACUUAAAGUCAAAUACGACGGCAUAAGACCGGCGCCGGGAUACCCGAGCCAACCCGACCACACCGAGAAGCUCACGAUUUGGGAGCUCAUGGAUGUGGAGAAGCAAACGGGCAUUCGGUUAACCGAAUCGCUGGCCAUAAUGCCGGCCGCGUCCACGUGUGGCCUAUACUUCGCUCACCCGAUGUCCUAUUACUUCGCUGUCGGCAAAGUACAGUCGGAUCAGGUCUGCGAUUAUGCCAAACGAAAGGCACAGUCAGUGGAAACGGUAGAGAAAUGGUUGAGUCCUAUACUGGCCUAUGAACCAGAAGAUGACAAAUGAAACUCAGGGAA